Nannospalax galili (Upper Galilee mountains blind mole rat) is the source of this 2876-nucleotide messenger RNA. It is a transcript of the gene Tmem196, whose product is annotated as transmembrane protein 196. The record is from RefSeq and is a predicted model, not a curated record. NCBI's taxonomy places the organism in Eukaryota, Metazoa, Chordata, Mammalia, Rodentia, Spalacidae. The transcript is spliced from 5 exons. The coding region runs from base 879 to 1436 and encodes 185 amino acids.
GUGGGGGAGAUGCGGAGGUAGGGCUCCUUUGGAUUCCUGUGGUUAGGGUCCCCGGGGCGGGGCGCAUCAGGGGCCAACCAAGAGUGCUGGUCCUAAACCCACAAAUCCACCAGGCUUUUCCCUCCUCCGUCAACCUCCUAAAUCCCAAUGAGGUCAUAGCAAUGAGAGAGAAUCAGAUCAAGAGAGGGGGAGGAAGAGGACGACGACGACGGAGAAAAAACUCAGACGGAAAGAGGCCAUCAGACAAGGUCGCUUUUUCUGGCGACACAGCAAGUGUGAUACUGAAUAUCAUCCACCCGCUCCGCCUGGGGACCGAGGGACUCGCAGAAGCACUUUGCGCUGCCACGAAAACAAAGGAGAUGAGACCAGAGGACAGGCCGUGAGGGUCUGGGAGCAGCCCCUUUAAUCUCCGGAAAGCAAAGCUUAGGUCCUAGGCCAGGAAAGAGAGGGAGUCUGAAAGGUGCCAGAGGCCACCGAAGGAGCGGGCUUGGGGUGCACAGAGCCGGGACGCGGCAGAACUCUGGACAGCGCUUCGCUAGCAGGGCUUGGUCUCCCGCGACUCUUCUGGUUCGCUCCUUUCCAGAGCCGGUUCCCAGACUGCUCCCUCAUGGACUCCCACUCCGAACCAGGAAGAUCUGUCUCUGAGGCCCCUGUGUGAACGUGCCAGGGGUAGGAGCAGUUUUUUCGCCUCUGGCUGUGCCAAGGAGGAUCUCCGGUUCUGGAAAUCCAGAUCUUGUGGAUAAUGUCUUUCCGGUGAAGAAAGAAAAGUUUGGGGAUCUGGAAUUUGGUAGGGGGCGGUAGGGGUAAGGACUGUGGAAGACAGAAGGUGGAUGGUCGGCUUCCCUCUCUGAGCUGGAAGGAAUGAUGACCCAGGGAGGAUGUGCACCAGCGGCCAGAUCAUUGGGAGCCUCUUGGUGCUCUCUGUAUUGGAGAUAGGGCUGGGGGUGUCCAGCGUGGCCGUGGGGGCGGUCAGUUUCAGCCUGGCCCUCCGAGAGCACACGCCGCAGCUCGGAGACUCGUCCCCGGUAUGGAGCGGGGUGUGUUUUCUUCUUUGUGGCAUAUGUGGAAUACUGUGCGCCAAAAAAAAAUCAGGACUUGUCAUGAUCCUCUUUUCAGCCUGCUGUAUCUGUGGACUCAUUGGGGGCAUCUUGAAUUUUCAGUUCCUCCGGGCAGUCACUAAGAAGACCUCAUCCCUAUAUCCUCUGCAUCUUGCAUCCAUGUCUCUGGCGUGCAUCGGCAUUGGGGGCUGCACUCUGUCCUCCUGGCUCACUUGUCGGCUAGCCAGCUAUGAGCAGAGGAGGAUGUUCUCAGAAAGGGAGCAUUCCCUGCAUCACUCCCAUGAAAUGGCUGAGAAAAGAUUGAGGGCUAUUGAAAUAACCGACUUGCCCAGCUGCCCGGUGGUGCCCCCGACACCAGAGUUACCUACAAGGAAAUGACAGACAACAUGAGCAAUGGAGGACCACAACUGAUGUUUAAUGGAAAAGUACAAUCAAUGUUUUAAAGAACCAAACAUGUGUCAGGAUGCUCAUGAGUCAAGGAGAUACCGAAGGCCUGGUGGAUGAAAUUAUAACAGUUCAUGUGUUCGCUUUUACUUCUUCUGAGUAUCCACUCAGAUUGACCUUUCUCACUUAUUCUCUAUCCUUUUAUAUAGGAUGAGAAUUUUCCAGAAAUAUCCUAGUUUAGUCAUUUCAUCAGACUUACCAGAUUGUUCUAAAGACUUGUCAGGAAAAAUUAAGCAGUUGAACAGAAAUGAUUCAUACUCUAACAAUAACCAUUUGACUAGCAUGAGUAUUAGACGUGUAUUCACAUGUUUCAUGAGUGAUUUGAAAAUACAGAUAUCAAGAACUAACAAUAACUAUUGAUGUCUUUGUUCUGAAAGACAGAUGACUUCAAGAACGCCACAGUUCAAACCUCAGCAAUGCCUUGUUGUAACAACAUUGUAAUUAUUUUCAAUUUGUGAAUGAACUAUAUUUCAUAAUUUAUUUGUAAAUUACAAAAAUCCUAAAGCAUAAAAAGUGAUUUUUAGAGAGAGAAUAUUAAUCUGUAUGAUAUUUUUGCAUUUUUCCACAAGUGAAAAAUUGUAAGUGAAAAUUAUAUAAAGAAGAUAAGCAUGUUUUCAUUGUACUGUGCAGAUGGAUCUACAUGCUCAUGAAUGAGUCUAGGCAUAACGUUUGGGUGUAUGCAUAUGUGUAUAUAUACUGUAAAUACAGAAGACACACAUGACACAUAUUUAUAGCUACAUGAAUAUAAAGAAAUAGCAGAAAAGAUUGUGAGGGUCCUCUAUCAGUUAUGGGAAAGCCAUUUGUCAAAGUUUUCUAAGCCCACAAAGUCACAGAGUUAAUUUUUACUGAAUUUGUCCAUUUUUCUUCUUCUUAUAUUUAUUGUAAAUAUACAUAUAUGUAAUUGUAUCUGAUAUGUUUGGAGCUGAGUGGCUUAAAUAUUGUCAUAUAAACAUAAAUUACUGAGAUGUUUGGGUAAUUUACUAUGAUUAUGAUGUUUAUGUAAUAAUUAUUAAUAUUGAUUAAUAAGCAUAACUUCAUAUAAUUCCAUAUUUUUAAACAAAACUUAUGAUUUAAGAGUAGCCAUUAUAUCUUUAUUUUGAAUACCUUUCAGCCAAAUUAAAUUAUUCAGAAGGAUAAAUGGUUUACCACUCUAAAUGAAGUUACAACUAUCUUUGAUAUAGAUUUUUAAAUGUUUUGACUCCUUUUAUAAUUAACAUCAUGAAAUAAUAUAGACCAGUGAUAUGUAAGAAAGCAUAUACCCAAAGCAUCUGAAAGAAUUCUCAGUAUAAGACUUCGAAAAAUAAGCUGACAUUCAUAUAGCCAGAUUCAAUCCUUCUCUUCCAUAAUGGAAUGUUAAAAUAGUAACUGGUGUAU